Messenger RNA from Anneissia japonica, 10951 nucleotides. RefSeq lists its product as uncharacterized. Gene Ontology annotation, molecular function: protein binding. The record is from RefSeq and is a predicted model, not a curated record. The transcript is spliced from 60 exons. Bases 166 to 9891 code for a protein of 3241 amino acids. NCBI's taxonomy places the organism in Eukaryota, Metazoa, Echinodermata, Crinoidea, Comatulida, Comatulidae.
CCUCUCCAAUCGGCGCUCGCUUGUUGUCACUGCAAGUUUGGUACUAUCUAUUAUAUGUGGUAGCGAACUUCAACAUCAUUUUGAGUGAUUAUCACCAGUUUUGGAAGCUGUAUGUGUUCCAAAUGAAACAUGAAGGAUGGCUGUUGAUAUUCUGUAAGUGUCACCAUGGGGACCGGUGCUUCUAGGGAAGAUGGACGUUGGGAUUCCACGCGCCGACCAAAAUCUGGCCACCAAUCGACCAGAGCAGAACCAGGUAGUGUGGUCCAUGUCCAAUUAACAAAAGAAGGAUUCUCCCCUGCUGACCUCAUCAUUACAAGUGGACAGGUGGUUUCGAUUUCGUGGUCAUGCAAUACUCGUCAGAAUGUAAAACAAGUGGUACUUGACAACCAGUUAGUCUUGGAGGUUAUUGGCGGCUAUGAUUCUGGUGACCUGACCUACCAAGGUCAAUAUGAUAUUGAGUUCAACAUAGAGGGAGAGUUUAAAUUUUUCAGUGCUGGCUCUGGAACUGGCAAAAUCUUGCAAGUCACUGUCUAUUCACAAUCAGUAAUCCAAGCAGAGGUAACAGAUGAAGGGUUUACAGAUAAUGCUUGGCAGAUAUUCCAAGGCAACACGAUCAAAUGGUUGUGGUCUGGAUGUGAGAGUCUUCGCAGUGUCAACGAGGUACAACUUUGCGCGAAGCAUACAGGGGUCCUGAGAACAAAAGCAAGUGAUGUGGAACCCUCAAGAACAGGAAACUAUAAAAAGAAAUUUGAGUCUCCAGGAAUGUUCUAUUUUCAAACUGAGGGGAAAUCUGGUGGCCAGCUACAAUUAUGCAUCAUUCAAGUAAAAGAAAUACAAAGAGAACACAAGAUUGAUGUUACAGACACUCGCUACAAUCCCAAGUUACUCACGAUCCACGAAGGAGAUAAAGUUUGGUGGGAGUGGAGUCGACUUAAGUGCAAGAAGCAACAUAAAAUAGUGCAAAUACAGUCACCCUCAGCAACUGGAAGUGAGAACCUGAGGCCUGUUAGAGGUGGAUUCAUGUCAGAAGGUCCCAGUCGUUCUGGUAUGCUGUGCCACAUGUUUACCUCUGUAGGAGUGUACUACUAUAGUGAUGAAACAAUUGAUGGGUUGAAGUUAAACUUUGGCAUUAUCAUUGUGAAACCGAAAGAGAUAGUGCACCCAAUUGAAGUGUCAGCAGAUGGAUUCUACCCAGACUUGCAAACAAUUUGCUCCGGGGACCGUAUUCAAUGGGAAUGGAAUGUACAUGCAGUCAUCAACACAUUCUCAAUAAUGUUGAUUGAUAGUUGUGUGGCAGGAGCUGGGAAUAGUGGUUCUGAAGUUGAUUGCAACAACAAAUGUCAAUACUUAGAUAAUGAUGGAGAAGCUCUCGUCACUUGCCUCGGUGUCACCAGUGUGCAAUUGAACACUACAGGAGUCUUUCAGUAUCGGAUCUCGGACUCACUAAUGAAUGUAGGUGGCUGCUCCAUCAUAGUUCAACCAGGGUCAAAGGAUCACUUUAUCAGAAUUAGUGAUAAAGGUUUUGAACCCAAUUCACUAACUGCACAUCCAGGGGACAGGAUCUGGUGGACAUGGGAGGGAUCCAAUCUACAGCACAAUAUUAGCCAGGUGACCAGUGGGGGACAUCCUAUCGAGGGUGGCUUUUGUAGUGGACAUCCACAUUCAGGGACAGGUGCUUUUUUACAUGAGGUCAUUGAUACAGGUGUCUUCUACUACCACAGCUCUGGUUUAUCAAAUAUUUAUGGGUCAUUUGUUGUAAAAAUACAAGCCAAGGUUCAUGAAGUGUCAGUAGCAAACAAUGUCGUCCUACCAGAUCCAACAUUAGUACAGAGCAACGAUUGUGUCGCUUGGCUGUGGCCACAGUUGAGCAAGCACGAUGUAAUACCAGUGAACCACACACGUGAAAUACUGGAUUUUAAGACGUACACGCAAGCCAUUCUCUUGCCAAGACGAUGCAUUGCCAAGCGUUUUACCAAUCCAGGAACCUACCAUUAUUACAGCAGGGAAUUCUCUACUAAAGGAGACAAAUUUAUGGAUGAGGAUGUGAGCUGUACUGUGUUAAGUUCAGUCGUUGUUAGCAACGACCCAGAACACACUUUAGUGAAAGUAACAAGAAAAGGUUUCAAGCCACCAAUAGUGACAAUUCAAAAGGGCCAGUCAGUCAUGUGGUCUUGGAAAGACCAUCCCAAUGAACGUCACAACAUUGUUCAUGUGAAUGCGACUGAACACCCCUACCCAUAUGGACCCAUGACAGGAGUUGAAGCAUUCGCAAGUAAUGAUGACAACAACAAUGAGAAAUGCUUCAUGCAUGCGUUCCAAAGCUACGGGAAUUACUAUGUAACAUCCAUGGGCACACCAGGCUGUGUUUUCAUCGCUAAUGUCAUUGAUGAUGAUAUUUACACAAGUACUCCAAUGAUAUCAUCCGAAUGCAAUGGGGGUGUUGUUAAACAGUGGCACAAAGUUCUCCUGAAGAACUCAACAGAUGAAGAAACUAUUCUCUAUACAUUAGAUGGAUCAAUCCCAGAAUUCCACAGUGCAAAUACAAGGGUGUACAAAGAUGAUCAGGGAAUUUGUCUAAAGCGUCCUGGAUUGGUGGUGAUCAGGGCGGUAGCUAUUUGUUCAAAUUCUCUCAACAGUGACAUAUUUACAUCUAACCGAUUUUGGGUUCUUAAGGGAGAAUUAGAUGACAGUUGUGAUGAAGAUGAUGCAUUUUCCAUAGCAACAGAGGACUUUGAAGAGGAUGAAGUGGGACCAACCAGCCGGUGGCAAUGGUGGAAUUGUGUGCCAGAGGUGAAAGGUUGGAUCAUAGAGCCAGGGGCUGUACAGGUAACCUGGGAAAGUCCUGCCAGUGAAGAUGUCAUUCAGUUGAAAGGUUAUCAGGUGUUUAUUGAUGGUGUGUGUUAUAGGAAUCUUAUUCCUGUUACCUGCACCAGUGUGGUGGUAACAGGCCUGCCAGGGGGCGAGUCACAUGCUGUGUCAGUGGUCGCUCUUCCAUCAGAAUGUAACUUCCUCCCUCUGGAGUCAAACAAACUGCAUGUCAAAUAUCAACUAAAGAGUGCUCUUGGUGGACCUUUGACCUCUUGUGCCAUUGCUGAAAAGGAUAACUCAUUCUACCUCAGUUGGCCAACUCUGGACUUAAGAGGGCGUGGUGUUUCAUACAGUAUAUAUGCAAAUGGAAAUCAAUGCGGACACAAGGUACAGCCGCAAAAUGGGAUCAAACGCUGUAAGGUGUUGAUUGAUGAUUGUCAACUACAUAAUAAAUAUAACUUCCACAUUCAGGCCAAGUUUGAAGGAUCCACUGAAAUUCUUAAGUCAAACAACCUACCAAUUACAUUACCCCUAAGCGUGAGUGAAAUAAUACCCCCAGCUGGUCAAUCCUUGGUUGAGCUCCCUUUUAUACAAGUCAUCGAGUCAAAACAGAAAACACAUUGUUUAAGUAAAGAGCUUCUUCCUACUGUUGACACAUCGAGGAAACUUGAACAAUCCGGAAUCACAGAUAAUUUUGGAAAACCAUUCCCAGAGGAAGCAUUGUAUGGAAGAAAUUCGUCAUUUGAUGUCGAGAGAGAAGAGGUAAAACACACUGGAAAUGACCAUCAAAAUGAGUUUAGGAAAACUAUUAGCUUGCUAGAUGCUAGUAGUGUGAAAGAUGAAGCAGAAGUUCCUAAUGAAAAAGGCAGUUCUUCUAUUGAAGUCGAUAAUCCUAAGUUAUUGACAACAGAUGUGAAUGAUUCUGAUUUAAAUGAAAUUGUUGAAUAUUCGGGGGAAAUAAAUAAAAUUGCAAAGAAAAUCGUACAAAAUAUCAUAAAGGAUGUUGAAGAAGAGUAUUUUAAUAACAUGAAUGAUGGAAAUAUGGAUGAAAAAGAAAUUAAUGAAAUAAAAAGGGAUGAGAUGCAGGAUAAUACCCCCUCUUCAAUGCAUGAACCCUCCCCUACCCUACUCCAUAACCCUGCUGUGCAUGUUGGAAAUCCCAGUGACGUGUCCGAUAAUGACAGUCAAUGUGUACAAACCACAGACUCUGAUGUUGUUGAGAGUGACACAAUAAAUAUAGAGAAAGAUAACACAAAAGAUGGAGAAGAUACUGACUCUGAUGAUUCAUCAUCAUCUGACUCAUCGUCAUCAUCCUUAGAAUCAUCCUCCUCAGAUGAUGAUACUGAUGAUGAAAGUGACUCAACAGAUUCAAGCUCAGAAGAUUCGUCUGCAGCUGGAAAAGAAAAUUUUAUUUCAAACCAGAGUGGUGGUGAGGCAGACAACAAGGCCAAUGUGGUACUUCCAACUCCUACAGUGGUUGUUCGAAGCCAUGCUAAAGACAGCAAUAUUAGUGUGCAAUGGCAGUGUGCGAGGGUGAACAGCACCAACUAUGCAUUCUCCCAUUACAUGGUUCACGUAGAAGGUGCAUCUUUCUCAGAAGGCAUGCACAGCCAUGGAAGAUGUGAAGUUGUGGACGAUGCCGGCAAUGAGUACAUCAGACACAGCUGGAAUGCAGACUUGGCAAACUCCAUCACUAUCAAGCGUCUAGUGGAAAACUGUACAUACAGAGUUUUUGUUACCGCUAGCUUCUCUCACUCAGACCCUAAAAGAGGUACUCUCCAAACAGUUUCAGAUUCCCACGAAUGCAUAACAGGAGGGCGUCCUCAACCACCCGUCCUUACAGUUAAAAGUCUUAGUGUACAGGAAGUUAUGCUGUCUUGGAAGGCAGGAAUUUGUCAUCGAUCCAUCGGAGUAAUAGGGUAUCAGUUCUUUAAGAAUGAGAAGAGGAAAGGAUCGGUUACUGCUACAACUGCAACAGAGAAAUGCAUUUCAAAGAUUAAUCCUGGUACAACUAAUAAAUACCAAGUCCAGGCAAUUACAGAUGAUGGAAGGAAUAGUGAUCCAUCCAAUACGAUUACGAUCACAUGUCCAAAUAAACCUGCUCCACCUAACCUGGUGGUGGAGCCCUCUACCGAAGCUUACACAGCUCAGAUCAGCUGGUCCACGCCAAAAGGAUCAAAAGGCAGAGUCAUCUCAUCAUACUGUAUCUAUGUGAAUGGCAAGCUUCAUGGCAAUGUAAGUGUUGAUGAGGAUCAUCAGAAAAGUUCAAAGAUUAAAUACAAGCUACAAAAUCUGAAACCAGGAAAAGAUUACGAGGUAACAGCAAAGACGUAUGCUGGUUGGCGGACCGUGAUGGACUCCCCUGAUGUAUUAUGUGGCAUUAUGAGUGAAGAGUCAUCACCUAUCAUCGUCUGUUGCCCAGCUGUGCCAGCUUCCCCUACGCCACGCCUAGCCGGCAUGCACGACAGGGGAAUUGACAUCACUUGGGAUGCAGUCCAGCCAUUUGGUGAUGCUGCAAUCUCUGGAUAUUUGUUGCUAAAAGAUGGUAAAUCUGUGUUGCCCAUAAUGGAUCCGCAUACUCAGCACCAUACAGUGUCAGACCUGGUGCUUGGCAGCACCGUCAUCUUACAAAUUGUGGCCCUCACUGACCAUCCAGUAGGGAGGCUGAGGCAGAAUGGCAGUGAUGAUGGCUCGAUUCAUAGCGAAGACAAUGACAAUGAAUAUUUUGAAAGAGAUAUACAAGCAGAAAAGUACUCAGCAUGUAGACCUGGGCUGAAACUGAAGGUGGAGUACACAGGUUUGGUGCAGCCUCCAACUAAUGUACAGUGCCAGAAUGUUACAUCACAAUCAGCAUACAUUACCUGGCAACAGAGUUAUGAUACUUCUGGUCAUUAUAUAUCGACGGAGCAAUACCAGGUUACUUGGUGGGCCAGUGAGAGGAGGGACAGAAGUGUGCAGAGCCAAAGAACACAAGAUACUUGUUUUAAGUUGUAUUCCCUGGAUCCAGACACACGCUAUACAAUUGUUGUAGAAGCACGGAAGCAAGAAGUCUACAGUACAGGUAGCAGAGAUGAUAGAAACAGCUAUACUUUCAUACUCACUGGUCAGUCUGAUCAAUUGCAUAUUCUCACAAGCAAGCCACCAGAAGCACCUCAUCUUAUUCGAUUAGUAUCUUCAACCUGCAGCUCAGUUGAGCUAUCAUGGAGGCUGCCAAUGUGCAAUGGAUCACAAAUCAUAGGUUUGAGGAUGUAUGUAGUUACAGGAGAUGAAGACUAUUGCAUCACAGAGAGCCAUUUGGAUUUGUCUCCAGAAGCUGUUUCUGCUGUCAUUCCAGGACUCAUGGAAAAUUCUCCCUACAAAUUCAUUCUAGUAGUUGUUACUAAAGAGUAUUUUGACAGCCUACAAGAGAAAGUAAAGACAGAUUCUGAAAUGUCACUGCCAGAGGAAUGGGUGGAAGUGCCAGAAGACUCCCCUUGGUUGCCAUUUGUGUCAGUUGAUGCUAAGACUGCAGGAUCAGAGCCACCAAACAAUCUCAGAUGUGUUAAGUACUCGCAGAAUUCUGUGACUCUUGUCUGGGAUGCACCUCAAUAUGGCAGUGACCGACUCUUAAAGUAUGUGGUGCGUUGGAUGGCUGUCUGUUCUAAGAAAAAGCAAUCUCAAUCCAGUUUAUCUGAAGGAACACUAGAAAUUUUUACAGAAGAGACAUCCGCUGAAGUGAAACUCUUUCCUGGAAAGAUUUACAGUAUCACAGUUGAAGCACAUUUGUCAGACUUCUACCAGGCAUCAAAUGAUGGUGGCUCAAAUGAUGGGUAUAUCACAUGCCUUAGUUCAGAUACAUUCCAGGUCAGGAUCCCAGCACCAGUUGAAGCACCAACACUUUUUAUUAGAGAAUUCACAACAUCUUCCCUUGAGCUGCAUUGGCAAAAACCAGUUUUAUUUACUGCUUUGAAAGCAUCAGAAAAAUCAGGUUGUCAUUUGUGCAUACAUCGUCAUCUUCUGGAAUAUCGUGUGAUAGUGAAUGGAGAGACUUACUGCAAGGUUGAUCCCAGUGCUCUGUAUUGUUCUCUGAAAAAUCUGUCUUCUGACAAGCUAUACAGUAUCCAGAUUGCAGCAAUUACUAAUACCAGCGGAACCACUAAGGGCAGCAGGCAGUCUUUAUUUGAUAUCGUUGACCAGGAUGAAUCAUUGUCACAACCUCUUGAGCUUACUCUUCCAAAAUAUGAGUCUGGAAACCUGGUGAUGGUGCAGGCCUCAUUUUCUUCCGCUAGAGAUCAUGAGGGAAAAAACAAAAGGCAAGAGUCUGGUGAACUAUUGGUGAGCUGGUCUGUUGCAGAUUGUGGCACAGCUGAAGAACAAGGCAUUGUGGGAUACAAUCUAAAUUGGAUUAGCACAGCUGAUGGAAAAGAACAUGUGGCUUCUCUACCGCCUGAUGUCAUGUCUUAUGAAAUCCCUGUCCAUUUUCAAAGAUCUGUGUAUGAUGUGAGAGUUAAUAUACUGAAAGAGGAUGACAUGUGGCAAGACCUAAAUAACCUUAGCAUUCAGUGGAUCAUUCCAGGAUCUCCAGACCCACCAGUCAUUGGCUGUUCUAGCAUUACUCCAGAUGAGUUCAUUCUGGAAUGGGGAGCUCCUAGGCUAUUUGGAAGUGUUGGUAUUCGUGGCUACAAAGUUUACAUGAAUGAUAAACCUAUUGGUAAUGAAUUGAGUGUUAACCAUCACAGAGCAGUUAUACCAUGCAGACCAAACAGGACAUACCAUGUGAGCCUUGUAGCCUUGUGUGCUGAUACUAUGUACCAAGACUCUCUCCUAUCGGAAGAACUUCAGUUAAGAUCUCCUGGAAAUAUCCAUGAGUGCUCAAUUACCGAAAGCAACAAACCAUCAGCAAGAAACAGGCCUAGCCCCACCCAUUCAAAUUCUUCAACCCUUCCAGAGGAUGUGUUCCUUAAUGUUUCCAAAGUCACAGAUACUACAAUCUGUAUACGAUGGAGCAGACCAUCAUUUGAGGGAGAUGAAAAUGUUAAGCGAGUGAAAAUACAAUGGAGCAGUGUGAUGAAACCUAAGGAAAUUGAAGCCUUGCUGAAACCAGUUGCAAGCCAGUACACCAUCAGAAAUUGCGCCGCCGGUGCAGCCCACUUUGUGACGGUCUUCUUGCUGGAUGCUAAUGAUCAGGUCAUCAACAGGUCAAAGCAAAUUAGUAUCGAUACUGCAGCUCCUAUACAGACACCAAAACUCAGUAUUGAAAGCUACGAUUUUCAUCAGUGUACAUUAAAAUGGAAUAAACCUAGAGUUUUCGGCGACACACUACUCACAGGUUAUAGGUUAAAGGUCAACGGGAAAGACUUAAAGACUCUUCUGCCACAAGAGACGUCAUAUGUGUUUACACAGGGAAAGAUGUGCAGGGAAUAUGCAUUCUCAAUACAGGCCCUAUGUAAUGUGAGGUUCUUGAACAGUGAUAUCUCAGACCCAGUGGAAGUCGACUGGCCUGGUGUGAUUCCACCAGCCAUCAAACGGGUGCCAACUACUAAGGCAGCAUCAAUCAAGGUACAGUGGACAGAGCCGAAACUCACAGGAGGAGCAGAAGUUGAACAUUAUAGGGCUGUGUUAUUGGAUGAGUCAGCAGGGCAAAACAAAGCACAAAGACGAGCUGCCACCACCCUAUCACCCAUCAUAGAUCCGAAAACAUUAACUGCUGAAUUCUGUGAUCUAUUAAUCAGUGCAACGUACAAAGUAUUCCUUGAAGUCCAUCUAGAAGGCCUUGAGAGGCCGGUACGCAGCAAAGCUAUAGUUACUAAGGUAGCCAAGAAGCCCUCUAAACCUAUAGUUCGCUACGUAGUUCGUGGAGUAGCAGAACGCCGGAUGCUGGAAAGUGAUGCUUGCAAUUUUAUUAAUGAAAGAGACAAGGUGAGAGUUCACUUGAGUGCUUAUCACCCUACAAACAAGAUAACAGUGAUAGCGACAACAGAUCAUGCAGUUGGGGACAGCGAACCUUCUGAUGUCAUCAUCGUUAAUACAGCGCCAUUCAAACCGUUUGCAAGUUACUGUUUUCACUCAACGCACACUAAAGAAACACGGUUUCCGAGGGUUGGAAGUUGUGCAUAUGUUGAUAGUCUCAUGAGGGAGAUUGGACCAAGUAAUUUUAACAGGGUUGCUACGUUACAUCACGGCUUUAACACACGCAAAAUCCCACCUGCGUCUGUUAGUGUAAUUGAUGUGUACGAUGGAGCGUGGCAUUUAUUAAUCCCAAGUAAAAUAACCAACAAGAACCCAACAAUUAUUCUCUUCUGGACAAAAUGGUGCCUGGCAGCUACAAAGAUGUUAACCUUCUUUGUUGCUUAUGCAAAAAAGAAAGCUUCAGUGGUUUCCUGUAUUGCAUGCUGUUGCGCAAGCCAGGAGUCUACAGGAACCCACCGCCACUCCUUAGCACAAGUGAUUGCAGGUAAUGGUUGGCGGGACGAUAAGGUCAUACGCCAUUGCUGCUGCUGUCAUACAAGUCACGCUGGAUUGAACCCCAGGAGACAAACUUCAUCGAUUUCAAGAACACUUUUAGCAUCAAGUGGUCGAAGGCGCCGUCACAGUACCGUUAGUUUGGAUAUGACGCACAGUUCACAAAGUGCAAAGAUCUCUGUACCUGAGCUCUUUGGAGUCAUUGGAGUACCAACACUGGUUGUAUUACACUCUGAUGGGUACAUUGCAUGGCAAGGUCGUUUUGCAGCCCAAGAUUUUAGCAGCUUUGAGAUGUUUCUUGAUAGAAUAUUAAAAAAAGUUGCUGGAUCAAAGGUUCGUGAACCAUCAAAGACUUCAGCCGAGCAACGUUUGGCCCUCUCAUCACUCAGUUCAAGUACCUUGCAAACGGUCUCUCCAUCUGCGAUACCAUCCUCGCCUCCCUCUCCAAGACGAGCAUCACCGACAUUUAUUCGGGAACGAAACCUACGAUGGGUGGACAAGCCCCAACCAAGUAGUCAGUCAAAAUCCAGCAAUAGCCACGGAAAACCGAUCAAAAAAAUAAGCAUAAACAGACGACCUUACUCUUCGGCAUGUUUAAAGCCUAAAGCACCACCUAGGCCUAAGUCAUCACUCACCAUAUAAACCAACUACUGUAUUGGCCAAGAAUCAUUCACUUUCUGUCAUCAUCUGGUAAUUUUGUUAUACAGUACUCAAUUUGUCAGACUUGCAUGAAGUUUCAAAACUGCUAAAAAAAUAUUUUGCACAUUUGAAACUGUGCAAGGUAAUUUUUUGCACGCUAAUUAAACUUCGGAAAAAGAGUCUAGCCUAUUCUUUACCAUUACAAAUUUUAAAGUUACGGUACAUAUUAUUUUUAUAUCCUUUAUUUUCAACAUAGAUAAUUAAUGUCUGUAAAUGACACAUUUUAUCACCAUUGAUAAAGAAAAUACCUUGAAGAGUUUUAAUAUCAUGUUUACAUGAAUUUCUGCAAAUCUGACAAAGAGUUUCAUACCAUAAGUACGUACUGUAGCUUUUUAGUUUUAACAUUAAAUAGAAUACCGUAUGUCUCAUGAUAAAUUCUAUAAGGUGUAAGGAUGAACUAGUACAUUUGGAAGAAAUAUAAGAAAAAUGAAAACAGGUAUAAUUUUUAUUUUUUGAAGAUAGAACAGAUUUUGUAUUAUGUAUACUUAAUAUUUUGAAAAUGAAUUUCUUGACUACGCACGUUAUUGCCAAAUAUAUUUUUGCACAUACACUAAUGCCACACAGGUAUAGUAGCUAAAAAGUUCUAAAGAUGGAGUGCAAUACAGUUCGGUAUGUUCCGUGAUAAUUUAUUGUUAGUCUAUAUUGAUCCUCCCAAUCAUGUAAAAUAUAAACAUCCUAACAUUUCUCUCAUGUGACUACUCAAAACAGAGUCAGGACUGAAACAUGUGACUAUUUGGUAUUGAAUCAUGUGACUACUUAAGAUCAUUGAAUCAUGUGACUAUCCAGAUUGAAUCAUGUGCCUACCCAAUAUUAAAUCAUGUGACUACUUAGAACUAAGCAUAUGACUAUAAAGGACUGACGACGCAACUACUCAAGACUGAGUCAUGUGAUCAACCAGGAAUAAUUAUUUGACUACUUUUGGGGAUGUUAUAAAAUGUAAAAGUGUUGUGUAUUUUGUGACAAAAUAAAUUUAUCAAGUAGUCAGUCCUUUUGUUAAACAAAA